CAUCAAUCAUCGCCACGAUAAGACCGACCACUAAUAAUUUUUUUGCACAUCAACCAGAACAAAGCAGCCAAGAUAUCACACUGAGUGAUCUAACUACAUAUACCAUUCCAAGGACCAUAAUUCACUGUUUUGAUUGCACUUCAUCCAGCUUGAGCCAAAGGAAACGACAAAAUGGGCGUUGCCAAACGAACAAGAAAAUUCGCAACGGUCAAGCGUAUGAUCGGAAAGAGGGAUGACCGUCGCAAGGAAGAUGCUGUCAAGAAGGCCGAGCUGGAGCUGAAGAAGAAGAAGGAGGAGGCGGUCCGCGAAGUGCCCCAGAUGCCGUCGUCCAUGUUCUUCCAGCACAACACAGCUUUGGUUCCCCCUUACCAAGUUUUGGUGGAUACCAACUUCCUCUCGAGGACAGUAGGAGCCAAGCUCCCUCUACUAGAAUCAGCGAUGGACUGUUUGUUUGCAUCAGCAAACAUCAUCAUCACAUCCUGUGUUAUGGCUGAGUUGGAAAAGCUGGGACCAAAGUACCGUGUAGCGUUAAUGAUUGCCCGCGAUGAGAGGUGGACACGCCUGACUUGCGACCACAAAGGCACAUACGCCGACGACUGCAUCGUCGACCGCAUACAAAAGCACCGUAUCUACAUUGUCGCUACAAACGAUCGCGACCUCAAAAGACGGAUUCGGAAGGUCCCUGGUGUCCCCAUCAUGUCCGUUAUGAAAGGCAAAUACGCCAUCGAGAGACUCCCCGGAGCUCCAGCUACAUGAGGUGCUUGUCGGUUGCCUACCUAGUAUAGGACAUCAACUCCCAAAAGGCCACCCAAAGUGCGCCUCGGCGCCAAAAGACGAGAUGAGCGCCCCAUUCGCGAGAGGAACACGGCCCAAAGCGCCGGCUUGCUGUUUGCCCAGGGAUCCGCGCUCAGUGCCACACCCCUGCUGUGGGAUGGCGGGUGACGGGGACCCAUAUCCGCAGUCUCGCACCUGGUGGUUGGCGGGGGAAGGAGGAACAUACGCUGCCUAUUUACAGCUGUAUGCAUUUAAUAGAUGGAUUGGCCGCAUUAGUUAGUGAAGUCAAGGGGCAUGCUGGGCUUUUUUACACAAACCAAAACCCGGAAUAGAGCUUCCCGUCAGCUACUCAACCCUACGGUCGCGCGUUAAUGUACGCAUCACCUUACAUUAAAAUGGGAAUUGCUCGUUCGUUAUCA
Molecule: messenger RNA, 1193 nt
Organism: Chaetomium fimeti
Lineage: Eukaryota; Fungi; Ascomycota; Sordariomycetes; Sordariales; Chaetomiaceae
Product: Fcf1-domain-containing protein
Exons: 10
Coding region: 172-756 (194 amino acids)
Cellular component (GO): nucleolus; small-subunit processome
Source: RefSeq, a predicted model, not a curated record